Messenger RNA from Lodderomyces elongisporus, 1836 nucleotides. RefSeq lists its product as uncharacterized. Bases 1 to 1836 code for a protein of 611 amino acids. NCBI's taxonomy places the organism in Eukaryota, Fungi, Ascomycota, Pichiomycetes, Serinales, Debaryomycetaceae. The record is from RefSeq and is a predicted model, not a curated record. The transcript has a single exon.
AUGUUUAAAAAUACGAAAAUAACUUCAAUUCUACUAUUGCUUUGCGCUAUAGGGUCAAUGGCAAUGGCAAUGGAUAUGGAUAUGGACUCGGACAUGAAAGAAGAUGGUAUGAGUGACAUUAGCAACAGCAAGGAGUCUACACACACAACAAUGACUGACACAUCUGUUGCCGCUGACUUAACACCGAUUCCUCACGUUAUGAAGCACCCACAUGGUUUACCAAUCCUUGAAACUAAUCUCUUACCCGAAGAGAAAUUGUUUUGGGAAAAUUACAAUACUACAACUUAUUUCACUGUGCCCAGUAACCACCGUGCUGCUUUAUACAUGCAUAUUGCCCUCGGCUUGGUCUCCAUCAUUGUUGUAUACCCAAUCGCCUUGAUUUUCAAUAAUUUAAGCAUGACGAAAACUUAUAUGGCUGCUUUGGUCAUUCACACUGGCUUCAUAUUGAUCUCCUUGCUCAACUACUCAAUCUUCAUCAACCUGAUACCAGAAUUAUACCCAGGAAACGCUUAUGGAAAGAUGAUUGUUAUUUUAUUUAUAACAACCUGUAUACAAAUCGUAUUUGCCUUGGUAAAAAAUUUAGAGCCAUCAAAUUUGUCAAAUGGCUCGUCCUCAUUGAGCAAUGGACCAUAUUUCAGUCUUCGGCCAUCCACAAGCGGUUCAGACGUCAACAACAACAAUAAUGGAAAUGAUGACGAUGAAAUUGAAGAUGAUGGCGAUAACGUGUCUGAAUCGUCUCUGAUCAACUCGUCAGCUGCAGCAAUCGAUUGCGAAAAAAUGGGUCUGACUACACAACAAUCCAAGAUUUAUAGGUUUAGGAUGUGGAUUUCACAAACUAAAUUCCACAAAUUUUUCAAAAUCGGUUUCAACUUGUUAAAUUGGGGACAUUUUUUUUACUACUUGGUAUUGAUCCCCACGGGAGUUGCUACUUUUUGCAUGUACGGACAAGCCGAAACAGUAUUUAACCUUCUUGCGCACUUUAUCAAAGGUGGAGUGUUUUUUGCAUACGGUAUAUUGUCACUUGCAAGAUAUUGCGGUGCAUUUUCAAAUAAAGGUUGGGCUUGGAACCACAAGUUUAUUAGUGGUGACUCUCAGUUAAACCUUUGGUCUAGAUUCCAAAACAAAGGUCUUUGGACUAUGGAAAUGAUUGAGAGCUCCUUGAUUUUAUUUUAUGGAUCAACAAAUAUCUUCUUGGAGCACUUGAGCAAUGCCGGCAAUGAAUGGUCAACAAAGGAUUUGCAACAUGUUUCUAUAGCAUUUAUUUUCAUUGGCUGUGGUUUAUGUGGUGUCCUUACAGAGUUGAAAUUACAAGAUUGGAGAUAUGAGCAAGCCUUGGCUAAUUACAAGAAAAUUGCUGCUGCCGAUGAUGAAAAUAUCCAUCAUGUUAUCAAAGCUAGUCCUGGAUUCAGUCCUAAUCCAUUCCCAGUAUUGACUAUUUAUUGGACUGGUAUUCUCAUGUCUCUGCACCAACAGGCCUCGGCAUUAUCGACGGAGAUUCAUGUACAAUGGGGCAAUAUGUUUAUUCUUGGAUGUGCAUUUAGGUUUAUCACAUAUUUGCUCAUGUUGCUCAAUGCAGGUAAGCCUACCAAAUUGACAAGGCCAGUGAGACCCAUUACCGAGUUGAUUGUCGCGUUCAGUUUGAUCUGUGGCGGCUUGAUCUUUAUGGAAUCAACUGACCCUGUGGUAUUGUCGUUUGAAUACUAUGGACUUACCUCAAUGUUUACCUUAAACGUGAGCCUUGGUGUAGUGACUUUGUUUAUGAGCUGGAUGAUGUCAUUGUUUACAUUCAAAGAUUGGCUUAAAAACAAGUAUAAAGUCACACAGCACGAAGUGUAA